CUUCUACACAUGCAUGUGAGAUUCGAGAACACAAUAUGAAUCCCGUUUUGUCCUCGUUGCGGGCACGACAAUUGAGUGGAGUACGAUGUAGAACUUGUGCACGACUCUUACGACGAGAGAAGAGGAGUUUUGCCACUGCGUCAGGCGCGGGAGAUCCUGAGGGAGAUCCUGAGAUUUAUGAUGUUGUUUGUGUGGGUGGUGGACCGGCGGGAUUGAGUCUUCUUGCUGCUUUGCGUUAGUACUGCCUUUCUUUACUCUCCUCCUCUCUAUAUUCAUUCUAUUCCUCUAUGUAUUCCCCUUAAUUCGCAAUCAACAUCCAUACACCAACCCUCCAUUAUUCAUACACAUCAAACUAACACCAAGCGAAGGAUCCCACCCCACCACCUCCCGUCUCCGCCUCGCCCUCAUUGAAACGCAAUCGCUCACCCCGCUACGCACUUUCGCCCCGCAACCGGAUUCGUACUCGAAUCGCUGCUCGAGUCUUACGCCUGCCUCGGUGGGGUUCCUGGAUGGGAUUGGGGCUUGGAGACAUGUCAGGAGGGAGCGGGUCAUGUCGUAUGGGGGUAUGAGGGUCUGGGAUGGGGUUAGUGGGGAGAGUAUUGGGUUUGAUGUUGAUGGUGGGGGAGGCGGUGUAGAGGGGGUGAAAGAGGAAAGGGAAGGGACAGAGGGUAGCAAUGGGGGAGUGGUUGCAUAUAUGAAUGAGAAUGUUAAUCUUACCUCUGCGCUUCUUAGGAGGAUUGAAGAACUUGGGGGCGUGGAUAUUCUCGAGGGGGAGAAGGUUGAGGAUAUUGCUUUUGGUGAGGACACACCAACCGCGGAUCUGACUUCCUGGCCUGUCAUCACGACUUCCUCGGGAACUCGACUUGCGGCGAGGUUAUUAGUCGGCGCGGAUGGUGCGAAUUCCCCUGUGCGGACGUUCGCUGGGAUAGAGAGUAGAGGAUGGGAUUACAACCGUGUUGGUCUCGUCGCUACUCUCAAGCUGUCAGGUCCAGGAUGGGGAGGAGAAGGAAAGAAGAUUGCGUAUCAGAGAUUCCUACCCACAGGUCCGGUCGCGAUGCUUCCACUACCAGGUAACAUGUCAACACUCGUCUGGAGUACAACGCCAGCUCUAGCCGCGAGACUCAAGAGCUUAAGCCCAGAAGACUUUUGCGCAAUGGUAAAUGCAGCGUUCCGAUUGCGCACCCCAGAUCUCAAAUUCCUCCACACCAUAGAAGGGGGACAAAAAGACGAAGUCUCCUGGCGAGAAACCCACACGAAAUUCUCCAGGGAACAAGUCCCCCAAGACGUCGUCGCCGUCCAACCCGGAUCCAUCGCCUCCUUCCCCCUCAAAUUCCGCCACGCAGACUCCUACAUCUCGCAACGCAUCGCCCUCGUCGGGGACGCAGCACACUCUGUUCAUCCUCUUGCCGGCCAGGGUCUGAACCAGGGACAAGGUGACGUUGAAGCCCUUACCCAAAAUAUCAUCUACAAUGUCGAGCAUGGAGCGGAUAUCGGUACGCGAAUGAAUCUUGAGGGCUAUGGAAAGGAGAGGUAUUGGCGGAAUCAUGUCCUUAUGGGUGUCGUUGAUAAACUGCAUAAGUUGUAUGCUACGGAGAAUCUUGGUGUGGUCAGGGUUAGGAGUUUGGGGUUGGGGAUUGUGGAUCGGUUGGAGGGGGUUAAGGGGUGGGUUAUGAGGAGGGCGGCGGGUGAGAGGGGGUUGUUCUAA
This is a messenger RNA of Hymenoscyphus albidus, 1705 nucleotides long. The record is from the annotation of a GenBank genome assembly. NCBI's taxonomy places the organism in Eukaryota, Fungi, Ascomycota, Leotiomycetes, Helotiales, Helotiaceae.